Messenger RNA from Eremothecium cymbalariae DBVPG#7215, 1386 nucleotides. It is a transcript of the gene TIF3, whose product is annotated as Tif3p. Gene Ontology annotation, molecular function: RNA binding. The record is from RefSeq and is a predicted model, not a curated record. Lineage: Eukaryota; Fungi; Ascomycota; Saccharomycetes; Saccharomycetales; Saccharomycetaceae. The transcript has a single exon. Bases 1 to 1386 code for a protein of 461 amino acids.
AUGGUUCCUCCAAAGAAAAAUGCAAUUAAAAUGGACUUGAACUCGUUCUUGAACGAUGAAUCGUUCGGGGACUCGUGGGCAGAUGACCAAGUGGACCUUAACAACAUCAACUUGCCGAUCCAUAAUGUUGCUGCUUCAAACACGAUCCCUUUAGAUCAGUUGGCCAAUGGGACAAUGGGGGGUGGUAAGGGUAGUUAUUAUGACAGUGCUUUGACUCAGAGGAAAGAGCGGAUUGAGUACCCAGUUCCAAACGAAGGUCCUUUCAGAGCACGGAUCAGUAAUCUUCCAUGGGAUGUAUCGGAAGAAGGUAUUCAUGCGUGGACAGAGGAUGGGUUGGAUAAGCCUGGCUCUGUAUUGAAGGUUGUAGCUCCCAAGGAUCGGGAUUCUGAAAGGCUGAGGGGUUGGGCGUUUGUUACAUUUGAAGAACGUGAAGAUUUAGUGAAGGCUCUCACGCUAAAUGCUACAAAGUUGAAUGAUCGUACUGUGUAUGUUGCUGUGGCUGCACCAAAAGACGGUAGCUUGGAUGAUAUGAACUGGUCAGGUGCCAGAGGCUCUAACUUCCAGUCAUCGGGCAGCAGCAACCCAGACCUAGACUGGGGUGCCGCUAGGGGAUCCAACUUCAAAGAAAGGAAACCAAGAAGAGAAGAUCCAGACUUAGACUGGGGUGGCGCUAGAGGCUCUAACUACGAAUCCAAGGAACGCAGAACACCUAGAGAAGAGCCAGAUUUGGACUGGGGUGUUGCUAGAGGUUCUAACUAUGAACUAAAGGAACGUAGACCACCUAGAGAAGAGCCAGACUUAGACUGGGGUGGUGCUAGAGGCUCUAAUUACGAAUCAAAGGAACGCAGGCCACCUAGAGAAGAACCAAACUUAGACUGGGGUGUUGCUAGAGGGUCUAACUACGAACCAAAGGAACGCCGCCCUAAAAGAGAAGAACCAAACCUAGAUUGGGGCAGCGCAAAAGGCUCCCUCUUUCAAACGAUGGAGAAAAAUCCAAGGAAAGAGGAACUACAAUCAGGCCGCAGCGCUUCAAAGUCCUCCACCCAGGAUGCUAGAGAACGUCGCCCAAAAAAGGACGAACCAGAUCUAAAUUGGAGCGCCGCAAGAAGCUCGAAGGUGGCCCUUUCGGCUAAUUCCACCAGAAAAGCUGAACACUAUUCUGCUGCCAAAGAUGAUACGCCAAAGAUCCAAAGAUCCGCUUUUGACGUUUUAAAAGUUGAUUCUGAUGAUGAUGACGAUGACGAUGAGCAAGAAGAACAAAACACUCCUGAAAGAGUGUCUAAUUCUAAGCCUGCAAAUAACGAUUCUAUUGCCCAACUGGAGGAUGCCACUUCGAAGUUAUCUAUUGAACAGGAUAGUGAGUGGGAGGUUGUUGGUAAAAAGUAA